AUGAUGCUAGUACCUACAACCAAGGUAGUCGCGCUAUCAGUUGCAGUCGCUGUAAGGGACACGAUUGGCGCGGCGCUGCUGAUGGAAGAUGGCCUGACGGGAAUGAUGAUACGGGUAGGCGAAGGAGUCGGCAAAGGAGUCUCCGACGCGGGUACUGGUGUCGAGACCGCUGGUGUCGAGACCACUGGUGCUGAGGAUACGGAACCUGUGCCAGCAGUUGGCGUAGGGAGCUCACUCUCGGUGACGUUGGUAGAGGUUUGCGGAAUCAGUGUGGGCACAGCACUGCUUGCUGAGCCUGUCGGCAGUCCGGAUGAUACCUCUUCAGAUGCUGGCACACUCAAAGACUGGCUGCUCACAGGAGGUGUGACAGUGGGGGACGCAGAUGUGCCAACAGCUCCUGUGCCGGAUGGACUGAUACCCGAGGCCGGAGGUGUGACGCUAGCUGGAGCAGAGACAGUGGGCGUAAGGCCAGUCGAGGAGAGAACCUCGGAAGUAGGUACACCAGACGAGACAGGUGUGGAAGCUGGGACUGGCACAGAUCCAGUUGGCAGAGUACCUGAGGAGGGAAACACUCCAGAAGAUGGCAGGAUCUCCGACGCGAAGCUUGAGGCCGAGACGGUGGGAACGACAAUAGGCUCACUAGUGGGGAUACCAGUACCAACAGACGAAACCAGCGAAGAAAUGAUUGUCGGACGCAGGCUGGCCUCGCCGGAAGUAGGCACCGGAGUGGGGGCAGUAGAAGCAAGGCCUGUACCAGAAGGCAGGAUGCCUGACACAUCAGGUAGAAUGGACGAGCUCACAAACUGCUCUGGUUGCACAGAGCUAGUGGCAGCAGCCUCUGAGGUGGGAAUGGGUCCCGAACCCAGGGGCUGA
Messenger RNA from Bipolaris sorokiniana ND90Pr, 873 nucleotides. RefSeq lists its product as uncharacterized. The transcript has 2 exons. The coding region runs from base 1 to 873 and encodes 290 amino acids. NCBI's taxonomy places the organism in Eukaryota, Fungi, Ascomycota, Dothideomycetes, Pleosporales, Pleosporaceae. The record is from RefSeq and is a predicted model, not a curated record.